GCUUAAGAAGGGCAGCCAAUUAGAAAAGUUGGGGAAUAUCGUCGGUCGGUACUUAGGCGCGUGUGUUUGUCGAGUGCAUAUAGGUGACGGUCGCGAAAUAUAGUCGCAGCCAUCUUAUAUUUUGUGUCGGAGAAAAACAAUUUGGCCGUACAAAUGUUUCGCGAUUGUCCGUGAAGCCGCUCGUGAACGGGAGGCGUGCGCUCGAUGAGGCGUGACGUUUUUCGACCCUAGCCCAGACUACUACAUUAGCAAAGGUGGAUUGGUACGCGGGAUAUGAGCAGCUUGUCAAGCGCAACCUGACUCUGCUCCCCCAUCAAGAAGCAGUGCAGCAGCAGGAGCCGCAAUCAGAACAGCUGGCUCAGCAGCAGCAAACCGACAUAAUGACAUCCAUGUUCGAACAACAAAUCAAAAGCGAGCCCAUGGGCUUUUAUUCUGUUGCUUCGAGCCGUUCAGAUGGUUCGAACUCUAUGGUGAAUCUGUCCGACGACCGUGAGGAUCUUUCUCAGCAAGAGGGUCAUCCUCAGCAACAGACAACGCUACAAUUAAGUCAACAACAGGGUCAGCAACAAACUCAGCAGAGUCAGCAAGCGCAACAGGGACAACAGCAGAGUCAGAGCGUGCAACAGGAGGCUCCGAGCCGUCAAUCGACGGGACAGCAAACUGUUAAAGAGGGUUCAAGGUCAAGACCACAGCCUUGUAAAGUAUGCGGCAAGGUGCUAUCUUCUGCUUCGUCGUAUUAUGUACAUAUGAAACUUCACUCGGGCAACAAACCAUAUCAUUGUACAGUAUGCGAAGCCAGUUUUUGCCGUAAGCCAUAUUUGGAAGUGCACAUGAGGACGCACACAGGAGAACGACCCUUCCAAUGCGAGCUAUGUUUGAAAAGGUUUACGCAAAAGAGUAGUCUUAAUACUCAUAAACGAGUGCACACGGGAGAGCGACCGUACGCCUGCGAUAUAUGUCAAAAACGUUUCGCAGUGAAGAGCUACGUGACCGCGCAUCGUUGGAGUCACGUCGCCGAGAAACCUUUAGUGUGCGACAGAUGCUCUCUCACGUUCACGUCGAAGAGUCAAUUCGCAAUUCACAUCCGUACCCAUACCGCAAGUACUACGUACGAGUGCAACAUCUGUGGACGUACUUUUGUACGUGACAGUUAUCUCAUACGGCAUCAGAAUCGAGUACAUCGUGAUAUAAAUCAAAGCAAUACGAAUCACAAUCCACCGACGCCUCAAAGCACCGGCGGCGGAACGCCGGGUACAGGUUUUGAAAGCCCGGUCUGUGAUUUACGUUACAGCGAGGGACCCUCUUCGUUGGAUGGUUUGGCAGGAUCCAAAGGAGGCAUCGCGGCAGAGAUUGCAAGUUUAGCGAAGCAAAACAAUCUUCAACUUCCUCUACCACUGCUACAUCCGCAGACUACCAACUAGUGUUUAGACGGCAGUAUGUCCGAGUCCCUACCGCAACACCAGUCACCGCAGCAAGUAGUAUGUCCCACCUCGGCGUCUUCGCCAUUCACACUUAAUUCACCCGUGUCUCACGAGCACACACCAUCGCAGAGUGUCUACCAAACGACGGGCUCUUCCAGUUCCUUGGAUAGCCUCAACUCCCAACUCUACCCGCAAAUGUCAUCCCCUAUAGAUUCAUCAGAGUCGCAUCAUCAUUCGCAUCAACUGCAUCGCGGCAUUCCUCCACCAGGGCUUCACCCUGCACUCUAUCUGUACGCUCAGUACUCGAAUACGAGUCCUCCGAUCUCGUACACCGAAUAUAUUCAGCGCAACAAUUGAAUGCCAGUUUAUGCCAGCAAUGACGAUUUUUACCACGAACGUAGCGACGAUUCGCGCGACGUCAGCGCUCUAACGCGGGCUCUUCGAUCGCGUGUCAUUUAACGGUGCUGGUUAAACAAAGUGCCUAAAGAGCAUCCGCUUUCUGGAUCGCGACGGAUGCUUGAACCCAGUCGUGGAUUAAUAGUACUAAAGAAUUUUUACGCACCAAUCUUGUUUCGAUUUAAAAAGAAAAAAAAAAAAGGAAGACGGAAAAGAAUUGAAAAUCAAUUGUAAAUUGAUUACCGUUUUGCACGUAUUCGGUCACCUCUCGGUCCAUUUAAUGGAUUACUACGUUGACGAGCGUAAUUUUAACGAGAAUUAAAUAGCACCGUUCGAAGGGACGUACUCGAGCAGCGAUCGAUAAUUAACCUCGACCUCUGAAUUUUCCUCGUUUUAUCGAUCUCGUCGUGGUACAUCGAUGUUAGCAUAAACUAUCGCGUAACGUUUCUACACGAGUUUUCCAAGUUUCCGCACUUCUUGAUUUACCUAUUUUUCAAUCACACUGCGAGUACAUAUACAUAUAUAUAUAUAUCUAUGUGUGUAUAUAUAUUAUGCGCGAACCAUUAUACGCAUAACAUAUUUAUAUUAUAUUUUUAAAGGAGUUUAGUCACUUGGAUCUGUGAUAUAGAUAGUAAUUAUUAUCUACAACGUUUAAAACUAUUGGUUUACUAUUUUGAUGAUAUCAAAACGAGGAAAAAAAAAGUAAGCAAUGUCACGGAGCGAUGUAGCUGUCAGAAUUUAACGGACAUUGGUCUCUACCGAAGGUGUUUGGUAGACACCCUACUAUUACUUUUACAAACAAACAAAAAACAAGAAUAUUACUAUUACUAAUGCUGCUACUAUUAUUAUUACUACAACUACUAGUACUACUCUUACUAAUAUUCUCACUAACAUUGCCACCACCACCACCGACAUUUCCCCAACUAUAUAUUAUUCUCACUAUUCUGAUUAUUAUCAUUACUAUUACUACUACUGUUAUUAUUAGUAACACGCAAACGUUACUUCAUUUAGUAACGUGCAUAGUGCGUGCAUUGGUAGGACCCGUGACACAGUCACCAUGGUUUUUUUUUUUAGCUUUAAAUCUUAAGUUUGUUUUCUUCUUCUCAUUUCCCCCUCUCUUACGUUUACUUCUAAUUCUUUCUUCCCUCCACCCCUAUCCCCGCCUCGGUUCCUUCCCUACCCCCAUUGUACUAAUUUCUGUAUACCUCACCGCGUACGUAUCUGAACGAUAGAAACGUUUCGGUGUCGGUAUUCUUUUAUCGCGUAGGACAAUUACACAGCUUUGAAAUCAGUUCCAUGGGUGUACUUACUUUUCACAUAUCGAAGUGUAUUGUACACACAGAUACAUAUUGUAUAUACGUAUACAUAUACAUACGGAUGUAUUAUAAAAACGAUGAGCGGAUGUGCAGAUCGUGUUAGUUCUAAGUACUAGGAGUGUAAUAGCAGGGCUGUUGAUAUUUUCAUUUUUUUUUUUUCUUUUUUUUUCUCUUUUUUUUUUUAACUACUUUUAGAGAUUAGUUUUAGCGACUAUUAUUAUUAUUAACGUUCUGAUUAAUACGAUCAUCACGAUUAUUGUUAAUCUGUUAUCACUAACGCCACAAAAGCUUAGACACAAGCGGGGGAAAAAAAAACCAUGACAGCCGCGAAAAGUUUUCGUCUCCUUCGGGAUUCUGCGUACGAUCCAGCGCGACGGUCCGUUCGUUUCGACGAUAAAACGAAAAUAGAAGAUCGAUCGCACGCGCGCGUUAAAUAACGGAACCAAGAGCGCGCGAGGCGUCGUCGCAUGCGCGCGCGCGUCUAGUGUUUACGAAUCGACAACACAACGGGUAAAAGUGGGUACGCGAGUUCGCGAUUGCGAUUCGAAUAGAAACAUAACAAAAAUGGGGAAAAAGCAACAAAACCAAGAAAAAAGAGAAAAUAACAUUCGCGCUAGCGUGCCUCGAACUUCCUUAUAUCGUAGAUCCUGUCUCGACGGUCUUUUAGUCUUCACAUUGAACAAAACUUAAAAACAACAAAAAAAAAAAGCAAAGAAAAAAGAAAAAAAUGAAGAACAAUUCUCUGCGCGCGUAUGCCUGAGGCUUUUAAUUUAAACGAGACGCGAAGUCACCGGGUCAAGACUGAUUUACUCGCAAAGGAUUGCGAGCACAGAAAGAGGAGAGGAGGGGAAAAAAACGAUAUUUGUUCUUUGUUGUUGUUUUUGUUCGUGUUCGGUUACGCGUGGCGCGUGUAUUACGCCUGCAUCCGCGCGGAGGAGAGGAACCGAUGGUUUCUCUGUCGUUUCUUCCUCGCGAGAAGCGAAAACAUACUUUCGUGCGUUUCGUUCGGAAUGCUAGGUGCAAUGAAAACGAGAAAAGUGUCGUCCUUCGUGCUGGCUAGUCAUUGUGCAGCUCUAUGAAAUAUUAAUUGUACUACAAUGCUGUGAUUUAAAGCCUCCGUGCAUAUGUUCGCGCAGCUCCUAAUUAUUAUAGCGAUACAUAUUUUGUAGCUUGUUACGACUGUAAAUACAGUAGCUAGGUCGUAGGAAUACCUAAGAAAUGAAAACAAUUGCAGUUUCGAAUCGAUCGGUCGAUCCUUCGUUACGAUCUCUUCACUUCUUUCUCUCUCUCUCUCUCUAUGUUCGAUCUUUUUUUUUAUUUUAGUUCUCUCGCCCCAUCUUUCCCUUUCGUUUUCUCCCUUCUUUCGCAUCUCUUUCCGCCUUUCUUCGAUACAUGUGGCUUUCACGGUGCUGGGCAAGCAGAUUCUUUCCAACCGUGAAAACAAUAAAGAAACCACUUUCUUUGUUGCGUAUAUUGUUAUUCUAUUGUUUGAAAUAGAAAUGUUCGAGUUGCUCGCUCUCUUUGGAAUAACUUUUACUCGGAACUUUUAUUGGGUUGUCCGGAUAAUUUUUGUCGACUGUUACGAUGCAGAAAUGAUAUUUUUAUAGGUAUAUACUUUAUAUUUAUCCGCAUGUGCCAGUGAAAAACUAUCCAAGGCAAAGAUGAGUAAAUGUAAACGAUAGAUCAUCACGUGAUUGGAACCUCGUUUGUCGUGUUGUUCUUGCAAGGGGUGCAUUAUUUAAAACUUUUAAACAAUUUUUUAGGAACUUUCGAACAAUAUUCGAAGGGGUUAAAUAUGUUUUUAGACUACUGCUAGAUACGAUGUUCUUCCCAUUAAUUAAUCGUUGUACAUGUUUCCUAUAUUGUUACUUUUUAUUGCGUGAGAACCUCGUUCAUUGUACUGUGUUGACAAAUGGAAGGGAUGGUUAUUUAGAAACGAGAAAAAUUGGAGGUGGAAAGUGGGGGUAUACUGAGUGCAUGGGUUUCCUUCUAAUUAUUGGAUUGGUCACCUCUAUCUUUGCUUUAAUUUUCAACUUCACUUUCUUAAAAUUAUCGAGAUUCUACUGUAGUUGUUUAGCAGGAUCCUAUUACAAUUUUAUCAAAUAUAAAAAAUUAAUUUUUUUCUAACAAAAAAUAAACAAUAUUAACAGUAUCGUAAUUUAUUGGGCUUAGCUUAUUCCAAAACUUGUAAUUGGACAUGCAAUCCAUCUGAUUUUCUAUUCUCAACGAAACAUAAAUUUAAAUUUUCGAGGACGAUAUUUUUGGCAUUAUAAGUGCCUCUGCCAAUUUCCGUAUCGUGCAGUGUGCGGGUUAGUCUCGAUUAGCGUCUUACUUUGGUCAUCGUUGGUAGCUUACGUACCUAGUCGACUGAUACAGUCUGCAAUGAACGCCUAUGGGCGUUCACCAAAUAUACUCGGAUAAGUGCAACCAUCAGAUUUCCGCACACAGCGAAUGCCAAGUGUUCAAACCUUACCAUCGAAAGGGUUAACGUACUUUGUCUUCUUCCAUAAUUAACACUAGAACUUACCGACAAUUACAGUGUGUUUAUUUGUACCAAAGAAAUUGAAACGAUAGAUACGCGAAAAAAUAUAUAAUGCAAUGGAAUAUUAUAGAAAAUUAUGAUAAAUUUUCAAAGGUAAUUUUGACUGGUUUGGUAGUUCUGGUGUUAAAAGGGUGUAAAUCGGAAACAAAUUAAUUAAUACAUUUUUUUAGAUUGUACACGCAAGUCGAAUGUUAAUAACUAUUUUCACAGUGUACACAUGUUCCAAUGUCACUUGUUGAAAAUCGAUAUAUGCUUUCUGGACAACCCAAUAUGUGUUCUAUGGUAUUAUGUUGUUUCUGUUCGUCUACCUUAGAACGUAAAAAUUACACGCGAUACAUUUCUUCUCAUUUUAUACGAUAUUUUGUUUUACGGGCAAAUAUAGUCUGGAACGUGUUCUCGAUGAUUUGUAAUAUUUAACAAAUUGAAUAUUUUUUACUAAUAUACGGAACAACGGAUUGGAAAGAAACUUUUAUCGUUUACAUUUACAUCUAUGUUUUGUGAAAUUAAUCGACGAUCUGUUAAAAUGCGGAAAAUUACACGCGAAACAGUAAAGUCGCGCGCAAAAGUAUUCGCUCGUUGAUGAAAUGUAUAUGAAAAAUGAUUUUUAUGCUAGCUUAUUUCGAUAUAUAUUUUUCUGUGAUAAUAUCAUGAUCUUUUCGUAGCUUUUAAUUUUAUGGCUGAACCAAAACUAAGAAUUUCCCAGCAAAUGCUUUCCUUUUUAUAGUAUUUCUUUGUUAUAAAAAUCGAGAUUCACCAUCGAUGUUUCAAGUUUCGUUAGAUAUUUUUAAUCUACUCGAACGAUCGGAUCGUGACCUAUAAUUAAUUCCUAAUUAAUUCUUAAAAGCUUAUCGAUUAUUCGAGCAGCAUGUUUCGAAUUAUCGCUUGCUUAGGAAAUUAAAUUGUUUUAUGUUGUAUCUAACUUAAAAAUUUGCCUUUAAACGAUAUAAAAGUGGAUAUCUAAGCGAAUGAAAAUAUCGAUGGGACUCUCCACACGUGGAAUGGCGACUUCCCUUCUCAGCUUCUAAUGUAACGCCGCUAUUUUAUUAGAAAAAUAUUUUAUCUGAAUUCUGUACCGGAUUUUUCUACACGCGUAAUUCUUUUACUAUUAGCGUAUACGCGGAUAAAUACGAACUUAAUAUUAGUAGAGAUAUGCACGAGUAUCACCUUUUCGGGUCUCGAUUUUCUUGUAGUAACUGUACUAACAUGAAUUCGAUUUGUUACUCGUAAAAUUUUGAGUGAAUACUUUUAUCGGUAAUUAGAACACGACACGGGAGGGAAGGGGUGGAUUUUUCAAUGAACGAAUCGAUUUCGAUAAGGAAAGGAUUUUUGAUCAACGAACAUACUAUUUAUUAACGGUAGAGACCAUAUCGCGCGAAUACAUUGAGACUAUACAGGGUGUUCGGCCUGGGAAAAAUUUUAAUGGGAGAUUCUAGAAGCUAAAAAAGACGAAAAUCAAGAAUAUCAAUUUCUUGACUGAGGCUUCGUUAAAAAG
Molecule: messenger RNA, 7167 nt
Organism: Colletes gigas
Lineage: Eukaryota; Metazoa; Arthropoda; Insecta; Hymenoptera; Colletidae
Product: zinc finger protein 32-like
Exons: 2
Coding region: 381-1421 (346 amino acids)
Biological process (GO): regulation of transcription by RNA polymerase II
Molecular function (GO): DNA-binding transcription factor activity; RNA polymerase II cis-regulatory region sequence-specific DNA binding
Source: RefSeq, a predicted model, not a curated record